UCUUAUUGGAUGUGUUUGGUAAGUUGCUUUCUUCAGUUUCGUACCGGAUGCAAGAGGAUUUCCUGUCAGCCACUUCCGCUUAGCUUUAUUCCCGGUACUGAACCGGGACAUACGUCCAAAGAACGUUUACCUAAACUUGAUCGAUCCUCCUGGAUUGAAUCGUCAAUAGUCACACAGCGGAGUCGAACUGCGUCUAUGUGAGCGUUGCAUGUAGAGAGUCACGUGUUGCUCUAAUGGCGGAAGUGAGACUAUUGUCUUCCUUUGCUACUGUCCCACCACAGUCGCUCGUGUACCAACACACCGAACAGAUCCGCAAUGGAGCCGUGGCGCAGUGGCGUGAGUGGAGGGUCGGGUCAAGGCGGCAGACACUCCAGCCCCGCUCCUGCAGCGUCCGCGGCAGCGCAGAGACCCAGAGAGAGGAUCACUCCCUUCCACAGCUCACCCAUCGUCCGCAGUGCAACUCCCAUCAAACGACCGGGCGCAGCGUGUGGACUGAUGCUGGCACCUCCUGGGAGCCAGCUUCUGCACAAACCUGCACAUCAGACCCCUUCACCUGUCAGAGAGGCUCCUGUUGCUGCUGCUGCUGCUGCUGCUCCUGCACGCCCUCCUCCUCCUGCAGCUGAUGCUGCGCCUUCGAGCUCAGAGAACCAGACUAAGUAUUCGUGUUCAGAGGAAGGUUCUCAAUCUAAGCGUCUAAGCAGAAAAUCAGCAAGGUCUGGCCUGAUGCAGUCAGUGAAGUCUGAACCUCCAUCUAACACAGACUGUGGUCACAGCCAGAAAGGAAAAAAUAAAGUCAAACCUCAAUUGGCUUUGAAGAAAAAAAAGAGGAAGAUGGGAAUGUAUAAUCUGGUUCCUAAGAAAAAGGCCAAGGCCCUGAAACCGCAUGAAAAGGCUGCUGCUUUUCAUGAUCCAGAAGUGAAGAAAUUGAAGCCAGGACCACAUGGGAAGAAGAUCCAAGCUGCUGAAAGUGAAAAAGCAACUGUUCUAUGCGAGUCCUCAAAAGCCAGCGAACAAGUGACUGUUGAGUCCCAGGUGGAACUGGUAUCAAAAGUAGGCUGUCACGUUGAAUACACAGAGCUGGCUUUAGACUGUCUGGACCUGAAGGCUCAGGAAGAGCUACUGUCAGCCCCAACGUCUGGUGUAGAUGCUGAGAUGACAGAGAGUGACCUUGCUGAAGAGCUACCUCUGUGCUGCUGUCGUAUGGAGACUCCACACGGGGGCAGUUCCACUUUGGAUCAUAUCUGCAUGGCAAUGGAAAGUUUGGACGGAAUGCUGAUUCGUUGCCAGAAGCGAGUGGUGAAGAAAGAGAUGAUGCGGCCCUCCAACACAGUCCAUCUGCUGGUUUUGUGUGAAGACCAUCGGUCUGGCAUGGUCAAGCACCAGUGCUGUCCUGGCUGUGGACUUUUCUGCAGUGUGGGCACCUUUAUGGAGUGCAGGCCAUAUAGCGGCAUCUCCCACCGCUUUCACCAUGACUGCGCCUCCAUCUUAAAGGAUGGCAGGUUUUGUCCCCACUGUGGAGAGAAUGCAACUAGGGCAAAAGUGGUUACAUUGCCGAAGGCUGAUCUGUUACCCUCAGCACCCAGAUCAGAUUCUGGGGCAUUUGUUCCAACUGUGUCAACUGUGGCCACCCCACUAUCUGUACCAAACAUUGGUGCGUUUCCACUGAUACUCAGAGCUAAGAAGACAAGUGGGGCCCAUAGAAGCAGAGAUGACAGCCAGAGCAGGGUCAAUGGUGAGAAUGGUUGUGCUACAGACAGACGACCUAGAGAGUCUCUAGAAAGCAUCCUUACAGCACUGGAUGAUGAGAACCUCAGACCAAAGCGAAUAAAGUACCCCACCAGCCAGCUGUACACCUCAGCUAAACACGGAGAGCUUCAGAAGGUCAUUCAUCUCCUAGUUGAUGGAAAAGACCCCAACCUUUUAAUGGAUGGACAAAACAAACAGACCCCACUUCAUGCAGCAGCUACAGAAGGUCACCAGGAGAUCUGUCACAUGCUGGUGCAGGCUGGAGCCAAUCUGGACAUGUUGGAUGAGGAGCAGAGGACUCCACUGAUGGCAGCCUGUGAAAACAACCAUCUGGACACUGUAAAGUACCUCCUCAGAGCUGGAGCAGCCGUUGGCCACAAGGAUGUCACAGGGUUCACCUGUCUACAUCUUGCAUCUAAACUGGGGCAUUAUGAUAUAGUCAGUCACCUGCUCUCCAAAGCAUCCAGAUACAUUAACUGUCAGGAUGAUGGUGGAUGGACUCCCAUUACAUGGGCCAUUGAGAAUAAACACAAGGAGCUCGUGUUCCUCCUACUGGCCAGAGGGGCCAACGUUAAUAUCAGAGACAAGGAAGAGAACGUGUGUCUGCACUGGGCAGCGCUGUCAGGCUGUGAAGACGUUGCCCAGGCUCUACUUGAGGCUCAGUGUGAUCUUAGUGCUGUCAACAUUCAUGGGGACUCGCCACUUCAUGUUGCUGCCAGAGAGAAACACCUUGAGUGUGUGACGUUGUUUUUGUCUCGUGGAGCUGAUGUGAGUCAGAGGAAUAAGGAGGGCGAGACUGCCCUAGACUGCUGCGUCUAUGGCUCCAGAGUGUGGAUGGCCUUAAACACCAACAAGAAGCUGACUGAUGUCAGACGAGGCAGGGACUGCUAUGGAGAGAGGGUCUUCAGCAGGGAUAUUUCUCGAGGAUACGAGGCAGUCCCAAUCCCCUGUGUUAAUGGUAUUGACAGCGAGCCCUGCCCUGAAAACUUUAAAUACAUCCCAGACAACUGUGUCACCUCCACACUGACCAUGGACAAGAACAUCACUCACUUACAGCAUUGCAGCUGUACAGACAAUUGCUCAUCCAGUACCUGCAUGUGUGGUCAGCUCAGUCUGCGAUGCUGGUAUGACAGCGAGGGUCGACUACCACUCGACUUCUGUCAGCAGGAGCCUCCAGUGCUGUUCGAGUGCAAUCAUGCUUGCUCCUGUUGGAGGACCUGCAGGAAUCGAGUGGUCCAGAACGGAAUCAGAGUCCGGCUGCAGCUCUUCCGGACACAGAAGAUGGGCUGGGGAGUGAGGGCCAUGCAGGAGAUUCCUCAGGGGGCGUUUGUUUGCGAGUAUGUUGGCGAGAUCAUAACUGAUGCAGAGGCAGACAAAAGGGAAAACGACUCCUUCCUCUUUACUCUAGACAAUAAGGUAGGAGAUGUACACUGUAUUGAUGCUAGACUCUUUGGCAACAUCGGCCGCUUCAUCAACCACCUGUGUGAGCCCAACCUACUUGCUGUGAAGGUGUUCACCAUGCACCAGGACCUGCGCUUCCCCAGGAUUGCCUUUUUCUCUAGCAGAUCAAUCAAAGCUGGAGACCAGCUAGGGUUUGACUACGGCGAUCACUACUGGAGGGUGAAAAGCAAGUACUUCAGCUGCCAGUGUGGUUCUGCGAAGUGUCGUUACUCUGCUGUUAAUGCAAAAGCCUGCUGAUUACCAAAGGACCAUCACAGUACCAGAUAUCAUGUAAGAGUGAGUCUAGUUUGAUGGAUGUGUCCUUUUAAAUUGGGUCUUAAUUAGUUCGUCAAAGGGCGCUCAUGACUGAGCAUCUUGCAUGAUGUUUUUCAUUAAUGGGCUUCUGAUUUCUUCUGUCAACAUUUAUUUUACUGUGUUUCUGUUGAGCAAUAAACAUAUUUUACUAAUG
Molecule: messenger RNA, 3655 nt
Organism: Betta splendens (Siamese fighting fish)
Lineage: Eukaryota; Metazoa; Chordata; Actinopteri; Anabantiformes; Osphronemidae
Product: histone-lysine N-methyltransferase EHMT1-like
Exons: 23
Coding region: 316-3444 (1042 amino acids)
Cellular component (GO): nucleus
Molecular function (GO): histone methyltransferase activity; zinc ion binding; protein-lysine N-methyltransferase activity
Source: RefSeq, a predicted model, not a curated record